AUGGAGAGAGCCAGUCUGAUCCAGAAGGCCAAGUUGGCAGAGCAGGCCGAGCGUUAUGAGGACAUGGCAGCCUACAUGAAGAGCGCUGUGGAGAAGGGCGAGGAGCUCUCCUGCGAGGAGCGGAACCUGCUCUCCGUGGCCUACAAGAACGUGGUCGGUGGUCAGCGGGCUGCCUGGAGGGUCUUGUCCAGCAUUGAGCAGAAAGGCCAUGAAGAGGGCUCAGAAGAGAAGGGCCCCGAGGUGAAAGAGUACCGGGAGAAGGUGGAAACGGAGCUGCGGGGUGUGUGCGACACCGUGCUGGGCCUGCUGGAUAGCCACCUCAUCAAGGAGGCUGGGGACGCGGAAAGCCGGGUCUUCUACCUGAAAAUGAAGGGCGACUACUUCCGCUACCUGGCUGAGGUGGCCACGGGGGACGACAAGAAGCGCAUCAUCGACUCAGCUCGCUCUGCCUACCAGGAGGCCAUGGACAUCAGCAAGAAGGAGAUGCCGCCCACCAACCCCAUUCGCCUGGGCCUGGCCCUGAACUUUUCCGUCUUCCACUAUGAGAUCGCCAACAGCCCGGAGGAGGCCAUCUCACUGGCCAAGACCACCUUCGACGAGGCCAUGGCUGACCUGCACACCCUCAGCGAGGACUCCUACAAGGACAGCACCCUCAUCAUGCAGCUGCUGCGAGACAACCUGACGCUGUGGACGGCGGACAACACGGGGGAAGAAGGGGGUGAGGCUCCAGAGGAGCCCCAGAGCUGAGCCUGCCUGCAUCUCCCUGCCCUGCCCCCCCAAACCCCACCCCUGCGGAGAGGACUCAAGGGGUGGGAGGCCCCUGUACCGCUCAGAACCAUCUCCUGGAGCGCUGGACCCACAGA
Molecule: messenger RNA, 863 nt
Organism: Suncus etruscus (white-toothed pygmy shrew)
Lineage: Eukaryota; Metazoa; Chordata; Mammalia; Eulipotyphla; Soricidae
Gene: SFN
Product: stratifin
Exons: 1
Coding region: 1-747 (248 amino acids)
Biological process (GO): signal transduction
Cellular component (GO): cytoplasm
Molecular function (GO): protein kinase binding
Source: RefSeq, a predicted model, not a curated record